AUGAAUGCACUCCAUCCGCUUGACCUUCCCACAGAGCCCCUCCAGGAGUAUCCCGAGGAGGAGAAGGCCUUCAUCAUACCCACCGAAAAGCUUUCAGUCAUUUCUAGCGCCUCUAUCCCAGUGGACCCCGUCGAGCACGGCCUCCGUGUGCUGUACCGCUGCCUGCUCUCGACACCCUUCUUCGCGGUGGUGCAGCAGACGUUCUUCCGGGGCAAUGUCACCUGCGCGGACGUGAUGCUGGAGACAGACAGGUCGAAGAUACGGAAGGUGGAAGUGGCGGAUUUGAGGGCCUUCGUCCGGAAGUACCUCGACCCUCUCAGGAGCUUCCACUUCGGCUGUGAGUACAACCAUCCCAUCCACCGGGAGCGGAUCAUGACCCACGGCUUCGCGCCCGCCUUCCGCGUGCUGAGCCUGGAUAUCGACUCGGCGAUGAGCGUGGAGCCCUUCUGGAAGCAGCAGGCGUUCAUGACCUGCCUCCUCGCGAACGCGGUGCUGCGGCGCUUCAUGCCCGCGGAGGCGACCGAGCGCCACGUGCUGGUGUGCUUCACCGGGGGAGGGUGGCAUGUCUACUUCGCCUGCGCAAGGCUGGCAAAGAGUCAGGCGCGGUGGGCGAUCGUCGAGAACAUCUCCCGCGCCUCGCUGUUUGCGACGGAGCGGGGUGGGGGCAGCAACCCGCGCUUCCGCCGUGACAGGGAGGGAUUCCUGCAGCUUCCGUUCGGCUGUGAGUGGGUGGACGGGGACCUGUUGCAUAGGCGGGUGGACGAAGCCCCUGAUGUCGUCUGGAAAUCGCGGGAGGAUAUCGCCUUGCUAGUGGAUAACUUGGGCUACUUCCUGCGGGACACGCAGGGGAGGCAUCGGGAGUGGCUGGGGGAGAAGGGUCCCAUCGUCUCCGUCCUCCGAAGCGUGCGCCACAUCCCCCAUACACUGGAUGUCAAGGAGAGAUUGGAUGGCCUUGUGCGGGAGGUGCGGGAGGGAAGGGUGAGGCUGUUGGGCCCGCUGUUCUCGUCGCUAUCCCGCAUCUCGCAGUUCGAGAACAUGCAGGCGAGGAGGAGUUGCGUCGCCGACGCGGCUUGGCUCAAGGGUGCGGUGAUGUACGCCUGCAUCAGCCAUGAUUGCUUCGUGAGCGGCUACCACGUCGACCAGAACUGCGGCCAGAUGCAGCAGAUGCUCCGCGGCCCUCUCUCCGCCAAAGUGAGGGCCUCGGGGGGCUGCUUCCUGUCCUACCCCAUCGGGAAUCUGUCGGAAGUGCUCCAGGCGACCUAUAGAGAGGCCGUCGUGCGCGUCACCGACCUGUCCGAUACCUACGACAUCGAGAAGCAGCCGGUGCUGAAGAAGGGCCUCGCCAGCGUUGGCAAGGCGGGUGUGUUGGGCAAGCUGGACCUCGAGAAUGUGAAUGUGAUUGUCAAAGAAUUUGACCCUUAUGUUGCACGGGAUGCGGUCUUCGUAAUUCAUCUUGAAGUGCUCAGAUUUCCACUCGUAGCGAAAGUGCAAUUCGCCUUUGUCGUUCAUCUUGGGUGUGAGCGGGACUUCGGUUCUCUUACGCUUGCCAUAACCUCCCCAGGUAUGUCGUGGAACAGCCUGGAGGAGUUCAUCAGCUUCUUCAUCGCUAGCCAGGAGUGCGCGCCGCUGCCAGUCCUGACGCUGCACGAGGAGAGCGGGGAGGAUCGCGUGACGAACGGCUUCGAUCUGCUGUUUGAGAUGAUCCGCCAGUCGAUCUACAGCUCGGCGGCGUUCAGCGACGAGGAGAGGGAUGCCAUGAAGAGGAAGAAACUGGACCUACUACGAAGGCUCAGGGCUGCGCUGAAGGACAUCGACACGGGUUGCUCCCCCGAGCUCCCGCCCUGGGAGUGGACGGAUGCCUCCAAGGAGCGGGUGUACCAGGAGAUGUGCCGGUAUCUCCGCGACCUUGCCAAGGUGUACGCGAUGCACGAGGAGAUCGACCUGCGCUUUGCCCCCAUGGCCGACAUCCACCCUUCCCACCCCGUCAACACCGCCGCCGCCGACCACUUCCUCGCGCUGUGCCGGCUGACCAAGAUGGACAGCCCCGACUGGGCCUCUGGAGCUCCAGAUGAGUUUAGGAAGCACCUGGAUGUUGGCUUAGAAGACCUUGCCCGCCGUCCCUACUGGCUCAACGUUUGUAUACACGCCUACAAGAUCCGCCUGGAAGAGGCGGGGCUGGUUUGA
Molecule: messenger RNA, 2184 nt
Organism: Guillardia theta CCMP2712
Lineage: Eukaryota; Cryptophyceae; Pyrenomonadales; Geminigeraceae
Exons: 3
Coding region: 1-2184 (727 amino acids)
Source: RefSeq, a predicted model, not a curated record